AUGCCACUCACCCGUGAUUCUCAUUCAGUAAGCGUUCCCCAUGAACGACCACCACUUCCACCGGUUGCUUCGGAUUCGCCGAUGUUCGUUGAUGAUAGUCCAACGCAUUCAAUCAAGCAACACGAAGCCGACAGUUAUGCCCGUUUACUGCAAUUGAAUGUUUGUUAUGAUGCAAUGCCAACGAGCAGCAAAAUGGUUGUAUUUGAUAAGGAUCUUUUGAUGAAGAAAGCCUUUAAUGGAUUGAUCUAUCAGAAUACUCGUCAUGUUUUGAUUUCAAGCGGUGGUGAUGGAGGGAAGAUCUCGGGGAUCCUCUCGGUCACUGAUUUCAUCAGAGUACUCUUGAUGAAAUAUAGAGAGGUUAUGGGUGUGCCGAGUGAGCACGAAGUUGAUUGCAAUGACAUUGGAAAUAUGACUGUUCGACAAUAUAGAGACUUUGUCGAAUCAUCGGGAAAACUCUUCCAACUCGUCUCAAUUGAUGCCAAUCAAAGUAUCCUUGAAGCGGCUCGUCUUCUUGCGAAAUAUCGAAUUCAUCGUUUACCUGUAAUGGAUCCAAUAGAGGGCAGUCCUCUCUUCAUCAUCACCCACAAAAGAAUUCUCAAAUUUUUGUGGUGCUUUGGUACUCAAUUCUCUCUACCCGAAUAUCACGUGAAAACCCCUCGAGUGCUUGGAGUAGGCACUUGGGAAAACUUGAAAAUGGUCUACCCAAGCACUCCAUUGCAUGAAUGCCUCGAAAUACUCAGCACUCAGAACAUCUCUGGAGUCCCUGUUGUCGAUGAGGAAACAAAAAAGAUGAUCGGAAUGUACUCUCGAUUUGAUGCAAUCGCUAUUGCCACCGAUAAUGAUCCAAAUCGAUUGGAAAAAUCCGUUCAAUCAGCUCUUGACUUCAAGAAUUUUAACAAAAAUCUUGCCAGCAUGGUGGUGUCGAUCAACACAACGGAUACCUUUUGGACGGCCGUUCAAGUGCUCGUUGAUCGAAAUGUGCAUCGAUUGUGUGUUCUGAAUGAGCACCAACAAGUUGAAGGUAUCAUCUCAUUAGCCGAUGUGAUCAAUUACAUGGUGGUCAAGCCGGGUGAACAUCUACAAUCUCCGAAAGCACAGCACACACCCCGUGUACAACGAGUCGAGGAUAUGAGCAAUCAAGAACUCCGCCGUCUCCUCACAACCAACAAUCACGACCUCGAGCAACAAAAUGAAAUAAUUCAGAAA
Messenger RNA from Mesorhabditis belari, 1206 nucleotides. Lineage: Eukaryota; Metazoa; Nematoda; Chromadorea; Rhabditida; Rhabditidae. The record is from the annotation of a GenBank genome assembly.